UGCUGAGACGCCUCUAUGUAAAAUGUUAGCUAUGUUUUUAAUAAAUGGUACAGCUACCGCUUGAAAGGCCUGUUUGAAAAAAAAAAGGAAAUUAGUCAUUAGCAAGUGAAGUCUGUUUUGUGGUGAGGGCAGCAGGGCGUUUAUUCUUGUGAACAGACGGUCAAGCCACGUGACGGGGAGUGCUUGGAAGGAAAAAGGGGGAGUGGUAAUGUGGUGAACAUCCUUUGGUCUAAAGAGAGUCCGAUUGUUAUCGCUGUCAAACAUUAAGAAACUGACAAGAGUGUGGAGGGACAACAGCUCAGGGGGAGAAGGUGUGUGACCACCAUCCAAGUUGAACAUUGGAGCUCUGUCUGGAAGGACCAUACAGCAGACAUGGUUGAAACAGACACUUUGCAGAAGGACGGGAAACAUAUUGGUUUAAGUACCAAAAACAUUAAGGAUGACAAAGGUAAAAAGAAGAAGAAAGAAAAAAAGGAAAAGUUACCCAUGGUUGGCCCCAUUGAACUGUUCAGGUUUGCGGAAGGCAUAGAUUUGGUGCUGCUCUUCUUUGGGACCUUAAUGUCGGUGACCCAUGGUGUAGUGUUGCCUAUGAUGUUAAUCGUGUUUGGAGAAAUGACGGACAGCCUCGUAAAUGACGCAGCAGUAAAUCUGAUGAACACCAGCCACCCAAAUUUCACAAUGCCAAACAGCACCUUACAGGCAGACAUGACAAACUUUGCCAUCUAUUAUUCCAUCUUGGGUGCCUUGGUGCUGGUGGCUGCUUACAUGCAGGUUGCCUUCUUCAUGGUGUCAGCUGGACGGCAAGUCAAACGCAUUCGAAAGCAUUUUUUUCACAGCAUCAUGCGGCAGGACAUCGGCUGGUUUGACGUCAGCGAGACAGGAGAGCUCAACACUCGUCUUACAGACGAUGUCUAUAAGAUCCAAGAGGGGAUCGGAGACAAAGUGGGGAUGCUGAUUCAGUCCUUUGCCACCUUCAUCACAUCUGUCAUCAUCGGUUUAGUGAAAGGAUGGAAACUCACGCUGGUCCUUCUGUCCAUCAGCCCCUUGCUGGGCCUUACGGCUGCACUUUUUAGUACGGUGCUUGUAUCGUUCACGUCUAAAGAACAGGCUGCCUAUGCUAAAGCGGGGUCCGUGGCAGAGGAGGUGCUUUCUUCCAUCAGGACGGUGUUUGCCUUCAGUGGUCAGCAAAAAGAGAUUGACAGGUAUCAUAAGAACCUAGAGGACGCUAAGACUGUGGGAAUAAAGAAAGCAAUAAGUUCAAACAUUGCUAUGGGCUUCACCUUCUUAAUGAUCUAUCUGUCCUAUGCUCUUGCCUUCUGGUAUGGGAGCACACUUAUUCUGAGUGGAGAGUACUCUAUUGGGGUUGUACUUACGGUUUUCUUUGCUUUGAUUAUUGGAGUAUUUGCAUUGGGGCAGACAUCCCCUAACAUCCAGUCCAUUGCCAGUGCUCGAGGAGCUGCACAUAAAGUGUACAGCAUCAUUGACAAUAAACCAUGCAUCGACAGCUAUUCACACAGCGGCUUCAAGCCUGAUGUCAUCAAUGGAAACAUUGAGUUCAAAAACAUCCACUUUAACUACCCAUCAAGGCCAGAUGUCAAAGUAUUAAACAACUUGUCCUUGAGCGUGAAAAAUGGACGAACCAUGGCUUUAGUAGGAAGUAGUGGCUGUGGAAAAAGUACAACUAUCCAGCUAUUGCAGAGGUUUUACGAUCCUAUGGAGGGAUCUAUAUUCAUUGAUGACCAUGACAUCCGUUCUCUCAACGUCCGCUACCUGCGAGAGAAGAUUGGAGUGGUGAGUCAAGAGCCCGUACUUUUUGCCACCACGAUCACAGAGAACAUUCGAUACGGACGAAGUGAUGUGACGCAGCCGGAGAUAGAGCAAGCUGCCAAGGAGGCCAAUGCUUACAACUUCAUAAUGAACCUUCCUGAUAAAUUUGAGACACUGGUUGGGGAUCGAGGGACUCAGAUGAGUGGAGGACAGAAGCAGAGAAUCGCAAUUGCUCGAGCACUUGUCCGUAACCCCAAAAUCCUUCUGCUGGAUGAAGCAACAUCUGCUCUUGAUGCAGAGAGUGAGACUGUAGUACAAUCUGCACUGGACAAGGUCAGACUGGGUCGGACCACAAUAAUUGUGGCCCAUCGUCUCUCAACUAUCAGAAACGCUGAUAUCAUCGCUGGCUUACAAAACGGGGAGGUUGUUGAGUUUGGGACUCAUAGCGAGCUAAUGGAAAAACAGGGUGUCUACCACAAUCUCGUCACCAUGCAGACCUUUGAAGAAGCCAAAGGUGAACAGCAAGAUGAAAAUCAGGAAGAAAAGAACCCAGAAUCAAAAACGAGUCCCGACUCCCCUCAAUUCAGGAGGAGGUGUACAAAAAGUUCCUUCACUGGUUCAGAGGGAAAGAAAGAAGAGAAAGAAAAACUGGUGGAUGCCAAAGACGAGGAGGAUGAAAAAGUUCCACCCGUGUCGUUCCUCAAAGUGAUGCGUUUUAAUCUUCCCGAGUGGCCUUACAUUCUAGUCGGGACCAUCUGUGCUAUGAUCAACGGAGCGAUGCAGCCUCUGUUUGCAGUCCUCUUCUCCAAGAUCAUCACCGUGUUUGCCGAGCCUGAUGUGGAAGUCAUUCGACAGAGAUCUCUAUUCUUCUCCCUCAUGUUCGCUGCUAUUGGAGGCAUAUCUUUUUUUUCCAUGUUUUUUCAGGGUUUCUGUUUUGGUAAAUCUGGAGAGAUCCUCACGAUGAAACUGAGACUUUCGGCUUUCAAAUCCAUGCUGAGGCAGGACCUUGGAUGGUUUGAUGACCACAAGAACAGUGUUGGAGCGCUCACAACAAGGCUUGCCACAGAUGCUGCUCAAGUACAAGGGGCUACAGGAGCACGUCUGGCUACUGUGGUCCAAAAUAUUGCCAACAUGGGCACCGGUCUGAUUCUGGCCUUUGUAUAUGGCUGGGAGCUGAGCCUGCUCAUCCUGUCGGUGGUGCCGGUUAUGGCGGUGGCUGGAGCUGUGCAGAUGCAGCUGCUCUCUGGGCAAGCUACCGAGGACAAGAAGGAGCUGGAGAAGGCAGGAAAGAUUGCUACAGAAGCCAUCGACAAUAUUCGCACUGUCGCAUCUCUGACCAGAGAACCCGAGUUUGAGUCUCUGUAUCAUGAAAACCUCAUCGUUCCAUUCAAAAACUCCCAGAAAAAGGCCCAUGUGUACGGCUUUACCUUUGCAUUUACCCAGGCCGUGAUCUACUUUGCUUAUGCAGGAUGUUUCCGGUUUGGAGCUUGGCUCAUUGACAAUGACAGAAUGAACGUGGAAGGAGUUUUCUUGGUGAUUUCAGCAGUUCUGUAUGGAGCCAUGGCUCUCGGAGAAGCCAAUUCUUUCGCUCCUAACUAUGCAAAAGCCAAAAUGUCUGCUGCACACAUCAUGAUGCUCCUGAACAGAGAGCCUGUCGUUGAUAAUCUUUCAGAACAGGGAGAGUCGCUGGAUAAAUUUGAUGGUAACGUGCAAUUCGAGGGUGUAAAGUUUAACUACCCUUCACGCCCUGAUGUACCCGUCCUCCGAGGGCUGAAUCUGAAGGUGAGCAAAGGAGAGACACUUGCCCUGGUAGGAAGCAGUGGCUGUGGAAAAAGCACAACCAUCCAACUUCUGGAGAGGUUUUACGACACCAUGAAUGGAUCAGUGAUGCUUGAUUCCAGGAGUGUAAAAGAGCUGAACAUCCACUGGCUGAGGUCUCAGAUUGGUAUUGUGUCCCAGGAGCCUGUGCUGUUUGACUGUAGCUUGGCUGAAAACAUCGCCUAUGGAGACAACAGUCGCACUGUAACUAUGGAAGAGAUUAAGGCAGCUGCUGAGGCAGCCAACAUUCACAGCUUCAUUGAAAACCUGCCAAAGAAGUAUGACACUCAGGCAGGCGAUAAGGGGACCCAGCUUUCAGGGGGUCAGAAACAACGAAUAGCCAUAGCCCGAGCCAUCCUCCGUAACCCCAAACUGUUGCUUCUGGAUGAAGCCACGUCUGCACUCGACACUGAGAGCGAGAAGGUGGUGCAGGAGGCGUUGGACAAAGCAAGGCAGGGCAGGACGUGUAUAGUUGUCGCCCACCGUCUGUCUACCAUCCAAAACGCAGACCGCAUUGUUGUAUUUCAAAGAGGUGUGGUUAUAGAACAAGGGACACAUCAACAACUGUUAUCCAAAAAGGGAGUUUAUCACAUGCUGGUCACAACCCAGAUGGGUCAUGGAAGGGAAUCAGAAGAUUAAUUAAAUGUAUUUCAAUAGGUUUACAAAUAGAAACUUAUUAUUGUUGUAUUAUUGUUUUAAUUAGUAGUAGCACCUGAUUGUUUGAACGUACUACCUCAGCAUUGGAAUUCGUGCUGACUUUGUGUCCACUGGCUAACAUAAAUUGCCUUUAAAGUCAAAUCGCCUUUUUUGUAUACAUACAGUAUAUAUAUAUGUAUAUACAAUUUUAGGGGUGUAACGGUACGUGUAUUUGUAUUGAACCGUUUCGGUACGGGGGUUCGGUUCGGUUCGGAGGUGUACCGAACGAGUACACAUGCUAGCAACGACCGGGCUAGGACAACAUGUAAAAUCCAGAGCUGGAAGACCCUCCUGCCUCGUUAAGAUCUCCCGUUUGGGAACACUUUGGCUGCGCGAUACAACAAUGGAGGACGGAGGUUUGCCGACAUCGUUCAGCAGCUGCUUCUGACAACACGUCAAACAUGUGUUGCACCUUUCCUGCUUCCGGCUCCCAGACCGUAGUCGAGGAGCACAGGGGAGACACUCCUCCAGGGUCGAUGUAUUCUCGGGGGCAACACCCUUCACUCUGCCCGGCAGUGGGUCUCCACAGCUCCGGACUCCAGAGUAAAUGACGAGUCCGGCGAUUAGUUGCAAAUCGUGGCUUUAUUGAGGUCUUGCACACAGCCAAUCCAACAAAACACUAGCCACUCCCCACACUCACGCUACCGCUCCCUCACCUCGCUCGCCCACACACUCACCUCACAUGCUGUCACAUAUUAAAGGGCCACACACACACAUACGCUACUCUCAUAACACAUGCUAACCCAUUCGAAGCUGUUAUAUACCCAUAUAUAUGGUUGGGCAUUACACCAAUAAUAAUAAGGACACGGAAACGUUGGUUGCUCUGUAGCUUCACGCUUACUACUGUCAAGGUCAACAACAACUCUGUACGAUACAGGAAGUGACAUCACAAGCAGAAGGCAUGACGGUAACUCAGCAGGGACAAAACUAGGACUGUUAAUACACAACAUCCCUCCCCUUUUACUUUUAAGGUUCCCUUACCAAAAAUAAAAUAAACAAAAUCAAAACCGACUUCAAAAUACACGUCAGUCUCUUCUGUGAAAUAUAACUGUUCAACGAUAACUUUAAACAAAUACAACACUUGCCUGAACUAGAGAAUGAGGGUGGACUACCUCAAUCCCAAACUGAACCCUGGGGGUUAUUCUGCCCCAAUGACACGGGUCAGACUACAAUGACAGUCUAUCUGGGGGUCGUCUUUCUCGUUGAGGGUAAACAUGACCUCUAGGCACUUCGGUCACUGUAGAUCAGGGGUGCUCAUUACGUCGAUCGCGAUCUACCGGUGGAUCAUGGAGGGUGUGUCAGUCGAUCCCCAGCCAGGCAUUAAAAAAAUAGUCCUAAAAAUGAGCGAUCAUAAAUCUUCACUAUGACGUCACUUUCGUUACUUGAUUGACAUUCACGGCACCCGAGGGUCUUCUGAGAUGACGCUGGCUGCUGCCAGCUCAUUAUUAAGAAAAAAAUACCGACAGGAUGAAGGCGAGAAACACUUUUUAUUUCAACAGACUCUGGCGCCGUACCUGUUGUCAAAACUCCAAAGACCGACUGCACAGUUCCUGCCUUCACAAUAAAAGCUCUGCUUCAUCCUGCCUGCGCUAAGAGUCUCAGAAAGCUGGCGUGCACAAGCUAGCAAGCUACAGAGUUUGCCGCCAAUGUAUUUCUUGUCAAGUGUAUACAAAGGAGUACGGAAGCUGGACAAAUAAGAUGCCAAAAACCAACCACUUUCAUGUGGUAUUGGACAGAAAGGGUGACUUUUUUUCUCCUCCAUUUGAAAAUGCGGACGUUAUCAGCACUACUGUCUGAUUCCUAUCAAAGCAAGUCAUCAGAAUCAGGUAAUACACCAACUUAUAUUCUUGUCUUCAUGAAAGAAAGGAAUCUAUAUGUAUUAAACAUGCUUGCAUUAUCUUUAAAGGCCUACUGAAAUGAUUGUUUUAAAUUUAAACGGGAAUUGCAGAUCCAUUCUAUGUGUCAUACUUGAUCAUUUCGCGAUAUUGCCAUAUUUUUGCUGAAAGGAUUUAGUAGAGAAAAUCGACGAUAAAGUUCGCAACUUUUGCUCGCUGAUAAAAAAAAGCCUUGCCUGUACCGGAAGUAGCGUGACGUCACAGGAGCUAGUAUUCCUCACAAUUCCCCAUUGCUUACAAUGGAGCGAGAGAGAUUCGGACCGAGAAAGUGAUGAUUACCCCAUUAAUUUGAGCGAGGAUGAAAGAUUCGUAGAUGAGGAACGUUACAGUGAACGACUUGAGAGGCAGUGAUGGACGUAUCUUUUU
This is a messenger RNA of Entelurus aequoreus (snake pipefish), 6542 nucleotides long. RefSeq names its product ATP-dependent translocase ABCB1-like. The record is from RefSeq and is a predicted model, not a curated record. Lineage: Eukaryota; Metazoa; Chordata; Actinopteri; Syngnathiformes; Syngnathidae. The coding region runs from base 373 to 4224 and encodes 1283 amino acids. Gene Ontology annotation, biological process: transmembrane transport. The transcript is spliced from 28 exons. Gene Ontology annotation, cellular component: membrane. Gene Ontology annotation, molecular function: ATP hydrolysis activity; ABC-type transporter activity; ATP binding.